Messenger RNA from Lactuca virosa, 2679 nucleotides. Lineage: Eukaryota; Viridiplantae; Streptophyta; Magnoliopsida; Asterales; Asteraceae. The record is from the annotation of a GenBank genome assembly.
CAGUUAGGGUUUAUUGCCCCCUUCACUUCUUAGUUCGAAGUUCGAACAAGAAAACACCCAGACGUGUUCUUCAGCAGGAGCAACAAUGGCGGGUGGUUCUCGAGCUCAAGUCAAUAAGUCGCAUAAGACACGUUUUGCUUCGAAAUCCUCUCGCAAUGUUCACAAAACAUCCGUCAAAGAUAAAAGCAAGAUCAACAAACCUGAUCGCAAUGCCAUGAAGGGGGCUCGGGCUGCUCGAUUACAACGUAACAAAAUGAUGAGAGAGCAGAAGAGAGCUGCCCUUUUGAAAGAGAAAAGGACUACAAGUGCAACAACUAGUGCUCCUCGUGUUAUUGUUUUAUUUGGUCUAUCUGCUUCUACAAAUGUAAGCUCACUAGCGGGUGAUAUUUCUGCAUUAUUGUCAAAUGAGAAUAAUGCAAUUCAAUUUCCAGCAGUUGCAUCAUCCGAGUACAGGCUAAGAGCAACGGUUGUAGAAGCACCUCAUGGUGAUCUUAUGGCAUGCAUGGAAAUGGCCAAGGUUGCAGAUUUGAUUGUUUUUGUGGCUUCUGGCAACUGUUCAAGUGAAAAAGAUAGUUCCAAUUAUUACAUGGAUGAAUUUGGCUCACAGUGUCUUUCUGUGUUUAGAGUUCUUGGUUUACCAAGUUCUGCUGUUUUCAUUCGAAAUUUACCUUCUGAUUUAAAAAAAAGAAAUGAUAUUAAGAAGACAUGCAUUUCUAGCCUUUCUUCUGAAUUCCCUGAAGAUUGCAAGUUUUACCCAGCAGACACAAAAGAUGACUUACACAAGUUCAUGAUGCUUUUUAAGGAGCAAAGGCUUGUGAUACCUCAUUGGCGUACCCAACGACCUUACAUCAUGGCUCAAAAGGUUGACAUGGUGGCCGAUGAGUUUGGAAAAAGUACACUUCUCGUUACUGGUUAUGUUCGUGCUCGUAAUCUCUCAGUGAAUCAGCUGGUUCAUGUAUCGGGUGCUGGUGAUUUUCAGUUGGGCAAGAUUGAAGUUCUCAAGGAUCCAUGUUCAUUGAAUUUGAAAAAAGAAGGUGAUUUUAUGGAUGCGGAUGAGAUAAAUGACUCACAGGUCAUCAAAACUUUACUCCCUGAUCCUAUGAAGCAAGAGCCUUUACUUGUUGAAAAUAUACCUGAUCCUCUGGAAGGCGAACAGACAUGGCCAACAGAGGCAGAGAUGGCUGAUGCUGAUAGAGUACAGAAGGAAAAGAAGCAGAAAAAGAGGUCUCUUCCACGGGGUACUUCUGAAUACCAGGCAGCAUGGAUUGUGGAUGAUUCUGAUGUAUCUGGUACAGAUAGUGAUGAUGAUUCAGAGAAUGGUAAUGGCAUGGUAGUUGAUGAAGGAGGAGAGUAUGACAUCCCUGGUCAAGGUGAUAGUAGGAAGUUUGACCUUGGUGAUGACCAAGCUUCACUCAAGCUUAGGGAUUCUGAUGAUGAAACUGAAGCUGAUUCCAUGAUGAUGGAUAAUGACAACUUGACAAAGGAGCAGAUAGAAGAAGAUAUUCGGAAAAUAAAAGAAGCACAUGCUGAAGAUGAAGAGUUCCCAGAUGAAGUUGAUGCUCCUGUAGAUAUUCCUGCAAGGAAACGAUUUGCUAAAUACAGAGGCCUAAAGUCAUUUAGGACUUCCACAUGGGACCCUAAAGAAUCUUUACCUCAAGAAUAUGCAAAAAUCUUUGCAUUCGAUAAUUUCAAUAGAACACAGAAGCAUGUUCUUAAAAAAGCUCUGGACAUGGAACAAGGAAGUGUAGAUGAAUGUGUAGUUGCAAAUUCUUAUGUCACACUUCACAUCACACAAGUUCCCAUUCAUAUUGCUUCAAAACUUUGCAUUUUGGGAAAGACUAUGCCAGUUGUUGCAUGUGGGCUCUUGCAACAUGAAUCAAAGAUUUCUGUCCUUCACUUCAGGUUAAAGAAACACGAGACAUACAGUGAGCCCAUAAAAGCCAAAGAAGAACUAAUAUUUCAUGUUGGAUUCAGACAGUUUGUCACAAGGCCGACUUUUGCAACUGACAGUUUUAAUUCAGAGAAACACAAGAUGGAAAGAUUUCUUCAUGCAGGACGCUUUUCUAUUGCUUCAAUCAUUUUGACCGGAUAUCCUCAACGUGUUUCAAAGUCAAAAGCUGCAGUACGAUAUAUGUUCCAUAACCCUGAGGAUGUCAAAUGGUUCAAGCCCGUGGAAGUUUGGACAAAAUUGGGUCGCCGUGGACGCAUUAAGGAGCCCGUUGGUACACAUGGUGCGAUGAAAUGCAUAUUAAACGGUGUGCUACAACAAAAUGACACGGUGUGCAUGAGUCUAUUCAAGCGAACAUACCCCAAAUGGCCCCAACAUUGGUUCCCAAUGUCGGCUUGAGUUAUUUGAUGUGUGAGUGUCAGUCACGUUCAUAAAGGUUCCUCCUCCUCCUCUGUCUUUACUUUACAGUUUACACAGAGAGGGACAAGGGACAAGUGUGAGUGUUCCAACACAACCAUGGGAAUGAAGCUUUGGUUCAGAUUGUUUUCCUGCUAAGUGCUAAUCAUAGCGGGUGACAAAAAAAAAGUUUUGCUUGUUUUGUAUAUAUAUACACUUUGUAUUCUCCUUAUUGUAUGCGGUUUCAAAACUAAGAUGAUAGUGUUUACGGAUUAUGAUUGAUUCUUGUAAGUUGGGUGUUUUUCAGGUUCUAAGUCGAUUGUAAUUGAAUGGUU